GAAAAAAUGAAUGUGCGCCUUUUUUGGGGCAAUAAUAGUUUUCUAGUUGUGUUUCUGUUUUUUGGUUUUUUAUACUUCAGUUGGGCUGAAGACGACCCAGAAACUCUUCAGUUAAGAGAGCAGUCACUUUUACAACAGUUGAAAGAUGUAGAUAGAGAAGCAAUAGAAUACAGAAGAGAAAUUCAACUGUUGAAAGAGGAAGAGAAGAGGAUGGAAGCUGAAUACAAAAAGUUGAAGCAAGCUAGGGAUUGGGAGCUGAAAAAGAUGCAGGAAAAAGAGAAACAAGUAGAGCAAUUACAACAAUCUACAAAUCAGAAGCAGCAAGUUGUAGACACUCUAGUGGAGAGAAUUGAAGAAAAUAAGAAAGAGAUUGAAAAACUGGAAAAGCAACUUCAAGAGUUGACAGACGACAAGGAGUAUUUAGAACAUCGCUACUAUUCACCAUCACUUUCAGAAGUUUUGGAUGAAUUGAGCACCAAGUGGGAUCCUUUGUCACGUAAUAUGUAUGUGAAAGCGAAAACAAAGUUGCUUCCUGUUGUUCUCAACUAUAACGAAAGAGCCAAACUAUAUCGACAAAAAUGGUCACGAGAGUUGACAGAGACAUAUAGAUGGGCUCCUCUUUUGUCGUCGUGUUUUAUUUACGGUUGUGUCACUAUAAUUAUUCUUCUAUUGAUAUUAAUUAUAAGAAGAGUUGGAAAACGUUUGAGCGUUUCAAAGUUACUCUUUCUAUCAGAUGUGACCUUCACUGUUUUCUGGUUGAUUAUUCUGUUUGCUUCGACCAUCUUUUGGACCGAUGGCUUUCAAGCAUUGGCUGAAAAUAAUGAAGUCUUGUUUCUCUUAUUGCAAUUGUCCUUGUUCACUUUUUACUCAGGAAUUAUAGCUCUGCGUGUCUUUCUAUUUGCAAUGUCCUUAUCAUGGCAAAUACUUUUGGAACUUUUAAUAUUGUUGAUAUUGUGUCAACAUUAUUAUAUUCAUUUAUGGCAACCUUCCAUGACUGAUAGUCCAUUUACAGCAACUUGGAAGAGUUAUUUAUUCUAUUAUUUGACAUUUCAAUUAUUGAUGUGGUACAAAGCAGCAAAGUUUGGUUUGGUGCCCAGUCUAUCUACUCUUCGAAUACGUGGACUGGCUUUUGUAUGGAGAAGAGGAAAAAAUCGACUGUUCAUGGAACCCGAUCUGACAAAACAACCAUUCACAGUGAAAUAUGCUUAAAAACAAGUUGCAUAGUUUUAAUCACA
Galdieria sulphuraria is the source of this 1235-nucleotide messenger RNA. RefSeq lists its product as uncharacterized. Lineage: Eukaryota; Rhodophyta; Bangiophyceae; Galdieriales; Galdieriaceae. The record is from RefSeq and is a predicted model, not a curated record. The transcript has a single exon. Bases 7 to 1209 code for a protein of 400 amino acids.